This is a messenger RNA of Cavenderia fasciculata, 1869 nucleotides long. RefSeq lists its product as uncharacterized. NCBI's taxonomy places the organism in Eukaryota, Evosea, Eumycetozoa, Acytosteliales, Cavenderiaceae. Gene Ontology annotation, molecular function: hydrolase activity, hydrolyzing O-glycosyl compounds. Gene Ontology annotation, biological process: carbohydrate metabolic process. The transcript has 5 exons. The record is from RefSeq and is a predicted model, not a curated record. Bases 1 to 1869 code for a protein of 622 amino acids.
AUGACAGAAUCUGUUCCAACAUUAAAAGUGAAUGCACAUGAUCCUCCUCCAAAUCUGCCCAUUCAAUCAAUGUCACUCAACCAACCAAAACAACAACACGAACAACAAAAUCUAGAUCUUGCACUGAUUGGCAAUUGUUCAUUUGGCGCUCUAGUCGAUAAAAAGGCUAGUAUCAAAUGGUGUUGUAUACCAAGAUUUGAUGCUGAUCCUAUUUUUUGUUCACUUGUUAGAAAAUCAAAUGAUAUAGGAUUCUAUGAUGUUGUAUUAGAGAAUUAUGCAUUUAGUGAACAAUGUUAUAUCAAGAACACAGCAGUAUUGGUAACCAAACUAUUCAACAACAAUGAUGGUGGAGUAGAGAUUAUUGAUUUUGCACCAAGAUUCAAUAUGUACAACAGACCAUACAGACCUAGUAUGCUAAUGAGAAUCAUCAAACCACUUGGUAAUUGUAGAAUCAAAGUUAGACUUAGACCUACUUUUGGUUAUGGAUGGGGAUCACCAGAAAAGACAAGAGGUACAAAUCAUAUUAGAUAUUUAUUACCUUCAAUGGUAAUGAGAUUGACUACCAAUGCACCGAUAUCUUAUAUUGUUGAUGAAGUACUUUUCGAAGUUGAUGAACCUCUUUACUUUGUAUUCAUGGCCGAUGAAAGUUUAAAGGAAUCAUUAAAUGAAGUUACAAACACCUAUCUUGAAAAAACAAUUGAAUAUUGGCAUGAAUAUACCAAAUCUUUGGCUAUUCCAUUAGAAUGGCAAAGUCAAGUAUUAAGAGCAUGUAUAACUGUAAAGUUAUGUCAAUUUGAAGAAUCUGGAGCAUUGAUUGCAUCGGUGACAACGUCGAUUCCAGAGAAAUCAACUUCUGAAGGGUUUGACCUAAGAUUCUGUUGGUUAAGGGAUACUGCAUACAUUAUCCAUACCUUUAACAAGUUGGCCAACACCAAGAUGAUGGAGGAUUUCCUUACCUAUCUUUCCAACAUUGUGGCAGGAUCUCAAGAGAAUGGUGGUAUCUUGCAACCAGUCUAUGGUAUCUCGCUUGAAACCAAACUCUAUGAAAAGGCAAUGUAUCGUCUUACUGGUUACCGUGGUAUGGGUCCAGUUAAAAUUGGUACUCGUGACUACAAGUUGAUUCAAAAUGAUGUCUAUGGUCAUUUAAUCCUUUCAAGUAUUCAAAUGUUCUUUGAUGAAAGAUUACAAAAACCUGGUGAUGUCAAUUUAUUCCAAAGAUUAGAAGGAUUAGGGAUUCAAGCUUAUACCAAUUAUAAUAAACCAGAUUGUGGACCAAGUGGUAAUGGAUCGGUUGAAGAGGGUAAGAUCUAUACCUAUACAAGUGUGAUGUGCUGGGCCGGUUGUGAUAGAUUGGCAAAGAUUGCCAACAAGUUGAGAAUCCCAGACAAGGCAAUGUUUUGGCAAGAAAUGGCCGACAAGAUCAAAAAGGAUAUCAUGGCAAAUUGUUUCAACGACAAGUUGGUUUCAUUUGUCAGUACCUGGGGUGGAGACUGUGUAGACCCUUCCAUUCUCUUCCUUGGAGAAUGCGGUUUUGUCUCUCACAUGGACCCAAGAUACCUAGGAUCUGUCAAGUUGUUGGAAUCUACCCAUCGUGUUGGCAUGUAUAUUGUUGACGGCCCCAACUCCAAGACUGCAUCGGUCACUCAGACACUUCUCUAUCUUACUGCUCUCCACAAGAUUGGUAGACACGACGAAGCAAGACAACUCUUUGAAAACAUCCUCAAUGACUGUACCUCUUUGGGUCUCAUCAGUCAAAACAUUGAUCUUGAAACAAAAGAGAUCUGGGGUAACUUCCCAAAAACAGCUUCCAUGGUUGCUAUUAUUAAUGCUGCUAUUUGUCUUAGCAAGACUUGGGAAUCUGAAAUCUAA